GGUCUCAGCCCUCCCCCCGCACCGAGAGCGCCUCGUCGCGGGGCGCCCGGCCGGGACGCCGGGCACGGAGCGGUGAGGAGAGGCCGGGCGGGGAGCCCCGCGCCAGGAUUUGUGUGUGAUCAGCAUUGUGCUGUACCACAGUGAAGAGGUAUUUUUCACUUCAAGAUACCUUGCAUUAAAGGAUCAUGGUAGACAGUUUAAUAGUUUCUUUGAGACUUCUCAGUUCCCUAGCAGUGUUGGGAUUUCAGUUUGUCAUCCCACAGCCUUCAAUUGAACACAGAAAGGUUCCCCAGAGGAUAGAAGAGCAAGGAGAUGCGUCUGAGGACAGCGGUGCGGGAAUCCCAGGCAUGUGGGGCAACUGGGGCCCCUGGUCUGCCUGCUCCCGGAGCUGCAGUGGAGGUGUGAUGGAGCAGACGCGGCCCUGCCUCCCCGCCUAUUACCGGGAUCGGGAUCGGGGGUACCGGCGCCCGGGGCGGCAGUUCCCGGCCUCGGACAGGACUCACCACAGCUCCCACCACGAGGACUCGCUCUCUGCCUAUCCCGGCCACGUCAUUUCUGCCAUCCGCACAUCCGUGCCGCUCCACAGGAACGAGGAGCAGCUUUGGGCUGGGCUUCGUGCCCCUGCCCCUGCCGGGGGCCGGAACAGCAGCCACGGGGGCAGGGGGACCCCGAGGGGCAGCCGGCACUCCCAGAACCAGCAGCAUUCCCAGAACCAGCGGCACAGCGCCCAGGCGGAAAAGAGGAGCAGAAACAGAAAUCCUAUUGGUCCAGGAAAGUACGGGUAUGGAAAAGUGCCGUACAUUUUACCUUUACAAACUGACACUGGUCAGCAGCCUCAGAAGCUCCGGAGGCAGCGGCAGUCCUCGAGGAGCCACAUGUUCCAUCCAAGCCCGAGUCUCCUGAGCACCUACAGCCAAGCAGCUGGGCCUCCAGUCCAACAUGGGAACCUUUAUCAAGAGGCAAGUGGGCCUCAGGCAGGACAUCAGGUCCUGGGACCCUCAGUUUAUCAGUCACCAUCGUUUCCUGCGUCUCAAAGUCUGUUCCAGAGCAGUGAUCCCAACCCUGUGUCAGCCCAGGCCCUGCAGGGGCAGCCCCAGCCCCAAAGGGCCGCGGCCAUCGUGUGUGUCGGCACCUACAAGCAGUACAAACUCUGCAACACCAUUAUGUGUCCUGAAAGCAGCAGAAAUAUUAGAGAGGUGCAAUGUGCAUCAUACAAUAACAAGCCAUUUAUGGGUCGAUUUUAUGAAUGGGAACCUUUUGCAGAAGUGAAGGGAAGCCAGAAGUGUGAGCUGAACUGCCGGGCCAUCGGGUACCGCUUCUACGUGCGGCAGGCGGAGACGGUGAUCGACGGCACCCCCUGCGACCAGAACGGCAGCGCCAUCUGCGUGGCAGGGCAGUGCAAGAGCAUUGGCUGUGACGACUAUCUGGGUUCUGACAAGGUGAUUGACAAGUGUGGAAUAUGUGGAGGGGACAACACUGCUUGCAAGGUGGUGUCUGGAGUUUUCAAACACACGCUAACAAAUCUUGGCUACCACAAGAUAGUGGAAAUUCCUGAAGGAGCUACUAAAAUCAACAUUACUGAGAUGUCAAAGAGCAACAACUAUUUGGCCCUGCGGAGCCGCUCGGGACGGUCCAUCAUCAAUGGGAACUGGGCGAUCGAUCGGCCCGGCAGAUACGAAGGUGGUGGGACAAUGUUCACCUACAGGCGCCCAAACGAGAUCUCCAGCACUGCAGGGGAGUCCUUUCUAGCAGAUGGCCCAACAAAUGAAGUCCUUGAUGUCUAUAUGAUACAUCAGCAGCCUAACCCAGGUAUCCAUUACGAGUAUAUCAUUCCAGGAGACAAUGUCAUUAGUCCUCAGCUGCUUGCUCACAGGAGGCCAGGGGAGCCGUUGAAUGGUCAGUUGGGAAUGCCAGAAGGUACAAGCCAUGAGGAUGAGGAUUUGCACAGAGAGACAGACAUUCUCACUGGACAGUCAGCUGGAACUUUUCCAGUUAUUCAGCCAGGAAGAUUUCCUUCUCAUCAGCCAGAAAACCAGGUGCCUGCUAUGCAACAGCCAAGGCAAAACCGAGAACACAACUGGAAACAGGUUGGAAAAACUGAGUGCACUACUACCUGUGGGAAAGGAUCACAGUACCCAAUUUUCCACUGUGUCAACAGAAUCACUCACGAGGAGGUUCCCGAGGGUUACUGUGACAGCAGUACCAAGCCCAUCCCAGAAGAGGAGGCCUGCAACCUCUUCCCAUGUCCAGCUUUCUGGGACAUAGGGGAGUGGUCUGAGUGCAGCAAAACCUGUGGCCUGGGGAUGCAGCACCGCCAGAUCCUGUGCCGGCAGAUCUACGCCAACCGCACCCUGACGGUGCAGCAGUACCGCUGCCACCACCUGGAGAAACCUGAGACCACCAGCACCUGCCAGCUCAAGAUCUGCAGUGAAUGGCAGAUCAGGACAGAGUGGACCUCAUGUUCAGUGCCUUGUGGAGUGGGGCAGAGGACUCGGGAUGUGAAGUGUGUCAGCAACCUUGGGGACGUUGUUGAUGACGAGGAGUGUAACAUGAAGCUGCGGCCAAACGACAUCGAGAACUGUGACAUGGGCCCCUGUGCCAAGAGCUGGUUCCUCACAGACUGGAGUGACAGGUGCUCGGCCGAGUGCGGGGCCGGGAUCCGCACGCGCUCCGUGCUCUGCAUGACCAACCACGUCAGCAGUUUGCCUCUGGAAGGCUGUGGCAACAACAGACCCUCGGAAACGACCCCCUGUAAUAAUGGACCCUGUGCUGGGAAAGUGGAGUGGUUUGCUGGGGGCUGGACACAGUGCUCUUCUGAAUGUGGCAGUGGAACUCAACAGAGAGAAGUCAUUUGUGUUAGGAAAACUGAAGGUAAUUUUGAUGUUUUGGACCCCUAUGAAUGUUCCUAUUUGGAAAAACCUCCCAUCCAGCAAUCCUGCUACCUCAAACCGUGUGGAUCCAAGUGGUUUCAUACAGAGUGGAGCACAUGUUCCAAAUCGUGUGAGGGAGGAUUUCGGGUCCGGGAGGUCCGGUGUCUGUCCGAUGACAUGGCAGCCAGUUCUCAGUGUGACCCACAGCUGAAACCCGAGGAGAAAGAGCCCUGUAACACACAGGAUUGUGUCCCUGAAAUAGAUGAGAACUGCAAAGAUAAAUACUACAACUGCAACGUGGUGGUUCAGGCCAGGCUCUGUGUCUACACCUACUACAAAACAGCCUGUUGUGCAUCCUGUACCCGUGUGGCAAACAGACAGUCGGGGUUCCUGGGCCGGAGAUAACAAACACUCUGCUCAAAGCAGCCAUGGCAGGCUGCACGUGGAGCUGGAACAGUGUUACUGCUCUGACUGCAGCAGUUUUAGCUUCUUAGAGAUGGGGGUUUGUGUUGCUGAGUGCAUCAAGACUAUGGUUAAAUCUCACACCCUUUCAGUUAUUGUGCAGUUAUCUCUUUUGUUUGUUGUAAAACCAUGAUCUUUUUAAAGCAUUAGUUGCUAAUGAUACUAUUAUUUGCACCUGCUCAUCAGAUAAUUUAUUUAAGGAACAUACCAGCCUUAAUAUUGUGAAAUUAAUGAAAACUGAAUCAAUUGCGGCAAUUACUGGAGAUAGUUGACCAGUAUGGAUGCAGCUGCUGCAUUACUUUCUGAGUGCUUACUUUUACUUGGUGUUUUGGACUGCCUUAAAUUAGAUGACUAAAUCAAUGAAGCAUGCACAUGAGAAAAAUUAUUUCCCAAAGAACCAGACCCUUGAAGACCCAUUUGUCAGCAGUUUCUUAGCACUCUAACAUAUGUUUUUAAUUACUUCAGUCCAUUCAUAAUUAGAGUCACUGUUAAGCUCUCUCAGUUGUACUUUUGACUAAUGUCCUGUCCUCAGGCAGUAAAUAUAUACACACUUGACUGCCAAAAA
This is a messenger RNA of Neopelma chrysocephalum (saffron-crested tyrant-manakin), 3897 nucleotides long. It is a transcript of the gene THSD4, whose product is annotated as thrombospondin type 1 domain containing 4. Bases 186 to 3275 code for a protein of 1029 amino acids. Gene Ontology annotation, cellular component: extracellular matrix. NCBI's taxonomy places the organism in Eukaryota, Metazoa, Chordata, Aves, Passeriformes, Pipridae. Gene Ontology annotation, molecular function: metalloendopeptidase activity. The transcript has 18 exons. Gene Ontology annotation, biological process: extracellular matrix organization. The record is from RefSeq and is a predicted model, not a curated record.